AUGUCGGAAACGACAGCAGCAGCAACAUAUCUCUCCAAUUCUUGGAAAGAGAACCUUUUUCUAGGCAAAGUGGUGUUUUGUACCGGAGGCACUGGGACCAUCUGCUCUGGACAAGUCAAGGCUCUUGUCUAUCUGGGUGCAAACGCGUGCAUCGUGGGUCGCAACGCCACAAAGGCAGAACGAGUCGCAAAGGAAAUAGCAUCGAUUCGAACUGGUAGCAAAGUCCUUGGGAUCGGGAACGUGGAUGUCAGAGACGUGGAAAACCUUCAAAAAGCAAUUGACAGAUGUGUGACUGAACUGGGAGGGAUCGACUUUGUAAUAGCUGGAGCAGCUGGCAAUUUCCUUGCCCCCAUGUCACAGUUAUCGACAAACGCAUUCAAGACGGUCAUCGACAUAGAUUUACUUGGGUCUUAUAACGUCACAAAACUUACCAUGCCAAAACUUGUCGAAUCUGCUCAAAGACACAAUUCAUAUUCUAGUAUUCCAAGGCGACAGUCGGUGGCCGACGACGACGACAGCAGCGAUGGACCCGAAGGUGGCGGUUAUGCUGGUGGCCCUGGAGGAAGAAUCAUUUACGUGUCUGCCACUAUGCACUACACAGGUCGUCAAUUACAAACUCACGCAGUUGUGGCAAAAGCAGGAGUGGACGCUCUAUCCAGCAACGUGGCGAUUGAGUAUGGACCUUUUGGUGUAACCUCGAACGUGAUAGCGCCUGGUCCUAUAGCCGGUACUGAAGGUAUGAAUCGUUUAUCCAAGAGUCACAAAAAGGAAGCUGAGGAGGGAGGAGACCCAAACAAUGGGGAAACGAAAUCCAGAAAAAAAGGAACCCCCCUUGGCCGGUGGGGCUUUGUUAAAGAAAUAGCAGAUGCAACGGUUUAUUUAUUCUCUGAUGCAGCCAAUUUUGUUACCGGUACAGUAUUGGUGGUUGAUGGAGGUACGUGGCACCUAAAAGAUGGGUCAGUAGGUGCUGGGGAAUUCGAAUAUCCGGAAUUCCUUCUAAGUGGCCGUAAAGUGACCGGAGUUGUUGGUGGAUCCACGAGAACAAAAGAUGAAGCAGCAAAGCUUUGA
Molecule: messenger RNA, 1068 nt
Organism: Exophiala oligosperma
Lineage: Eukaryota; Fungi; Ascomycota; Eurotiomycetes; Chaetothyriales; Herpotrichiellaceae
Exons: 2
Coding region: 1-1068 (355 amino acids)
Biological process (GO): fatty acid catabolic process
Molecular function (GO): 2,4-dienoyl-CoA reductase (NADPH) activity
Source: RefSeq, a predicted model, not a curated record